GGAGCCGCAGCGGGGCCGGGCAGCCCGCGGAGGCCGCGCACCAUGGCGGACGAUGAGAAGGCCGGCGGGGGUUACGCGGGAGGCUGCGAGAGCGCGCACUGCAACGUACUGAGCUGGGAGCAAGUGCAGCGGCUGGAUCGCAUCCUCAGCGAGACCAUCCCCAUCCACGGCCGCGGCAACUUCCCCACGCUGGCCAUGCAGCCCCGGCAGAUCGUCAAAGUGGUGCGGAGCCGGCUGGAGGAGAAGGGCAUCGGGCUGCGGGACGUGCGGCUCAACGGCUCGGCCGCCAGCCACGUCCUGCACCAAGACAGCGGCCUGGGCUACAAGGACUUGGACCUCAUCUUCUGUGCCGACCUCAAAGGGGAAGCCGAGUUUCAGACUGUGAAGGACGUGGUCUUGGACUGCCUCUUGGAUUUCUUGCCCGAGGGGGUGAAUAAGGAGAAGAUCACGCCGCUCACCCUCAAGGAAGCUUACGUGCAGAAAAUGGUCAAAGUAUGCAAUGAUUCUGACCGGUGGAGUCUCAUCUCCUUGUCCAACAACAGUGGCAAGAAUGUGGAGCUGAAGUUCGUGGACUCUCUGAGGCGGCAGUUUGAAUUCAGUGUUGAUUCCUUCCAAAUCAAGCUGGACUCCCUGCUGCUUUUUUAUGAAUGCUCAGAGAAUCCAAUGACUGAGACAUUUCACCCGACCAUCAUCGGCGAGAGCGUCUAUGGGGAUUUCCAAGAAGCUUUUGAUCACCUCUGCAACAAGAUCAUUGCUACCAGAAACCCCGAAGAGAUCAGAGGAGGCGGUUUGCUGAAGUACUGCAACCUUUUGGUAAGGGGCUUUAGGGCUGCCUCUGAAUCCGAGAUUAAAUCCCUGCAGAGAUACAUGUGCUCGAGGUUUUUCAUUGACUUCUCAGACAUUGGAGAACAGCAGAGGAAGCUGGAGUCCUACUUGCAGAACCACUUUGUGGGAUUAGAGGACCGCAAGUAUGACUAUCUCAUGACCCUUCAUGGUGUGGUGAACGAGAGCACAGUGUGCCUGAUGGGACAUGAGAGGAGACAGACGCUGAAUCUGAUCACCAUGCUGGCCAUCCGGGUCCUAGCCGAGCAGAAUAUCAUCCCCAAUGUGGCCAAUGUCACCUGUUAUUACCAGCCAGCCCCAUACGUAGCAGAUGCCAACUUCAGCAAUUACUAUAUUGCCCAGGUGCAGACAGUGUUCCCAUGCCAGCAGCACACGUACUCUACCUGGCUGCCCUGUAAUUAAGGAUCAAAAUUAGUAGACCCAGUGGGGAGAACCUUUUCUAAUGCGUAGAAAGGGGCAAUGAGCCCCUUUGAAAUGGGGUGUUUUGUGCAAUGAUGAUCUGCUCUGGUUUUCAAGCUUGGUGAAAGCUUGUGGUUCUUCUAACAAACAAUGGGAGCAUGAUCUAGAAAGAACCCCAAAAUAAUUGGAUCCUACCCAGAGCACAAGAGGCCUGUCAUUAAAAGCAACCAGCUUCCCCUGAGAUAAGUGAGGGAGGAAUGCUUGAUGACAAUAUGGGUUGGCAGUAUCUGCUCCCAUAGCUUUGGCAUAGAGAAGAUGGGAAAGCCUUAUUUCUUUUGUUUUUAUUCUUACUCUAGAAUGGGAUCUGCAAAAGGGAGAAUAUGAAAGAAACAAAAAAACCAACAAAAAAAAAAAACUCAAAAAAACAAUUAUAUAUAUAUAUUCAGGAAUUAAAAGUAGAGGCAUAAAGCAGAGAUAAGCUGAAUUAAAAUGUAUAUUGGAAUUACUGCAUUUGGGGCUUGCAGCAAGUGCCGUCUAUGGAUUGACAGUGUAGAAUGUAUAGCUUGCUUGAAUAGAGAAUGCUUUAUCAGAAACAGCUUGCUCCAAAUGAACAGUAGUAGAUUGGUACAGUUAGAAAAACAGAAACACGCAUGAUGGCAAAGUCCAUUAUUUCCAGCUGUGUGUGCGUGCCUCCCAUUUUUAAAAUGUGAGAAUGCAGGGAGAACAGCUGUGGCAAACUAAGUAUGCUCAAGGACCAAAGAUUUCACAAAUAAGUUAUCUGAGCAAAGAAGACACAGUAGAGUAUAUAUAAAAAUAUAUAUAUAUAUAUAUAUAAAAAACAAAACAGAAAAAAAAAGAUGUUGCUAUAUUUGUACACACCAAUAGUAAUCAAAAGUGCCUGAUGCCUUCAUAAAAUUUGAAGUGAGAAAAAUCUAGUUUUGUGAUUUAACCAUGCAUUUUGUUUUAUCAGGGACACAAGGAUUAAAAAGCAAAACAACCAUAAGCUUGUGAAUAAGUGGUGGAGGAAAUGCCCUAUUUUUUUUCUUGGCAAAUACUUGUAUAGAGUAAAUGUUAUGUCGGUGUGCUAUUAUCCUAGGUACGUGUGUGUUUGUGUGUAUAUAUGUUUGUGUGUGUAUAUAUGUACAUGUUAUAUGUGUAUAUCUAUAUAUAUACACACACAAUAUAUAUUAAUGUGGUCUAGGAAAAUGUAGCAAUUAAGGAAUGUUUAAAUAAAGUACUAUGUGUUUUCCAGUUUGCAACAGGAUGUCAUAGGACAGUGGGCACUUUGCAGUGAAUUUUUAACCCACACCUGAGAAAUUUGGAGUAAAUGAACCAGUCAGGAUUAAGGUGGGAUUUGGAUAAUGUCUUUGGUGCAAGAACAAGGAUUACAGUAAUUCAGUGGAUUGCUUGUGAGCCAUAAUUCCACAAACAGAAACAUAUGACUACCUGAUUUUUUUUUUUUAAACUAUUUUGUACUGUAAUGCCAUUUUGACAUUUAACCCACUAAUGUUGUGACUGCAUACCUCCAUUAUGUGUAAUUCAGUGGAACGUGGAUCAAAGAUAGGUUUAUUUAAACCCCCUGACAGCUAAAGGAUAUUGUAUUAGUUGGAGAUUUGAACACUAAUUGUUAAUAUUUAAAGGAGUAUUUUAAUAGAAUGCGUGAUGCAUUCCAGGACCACUAGAAUUUAGUAAAUGUGAAGUGAACCCUUUUUAAGAGUUGCACGAUUGCUUAAAAUUAUAUUUUAUAUAUAUAUAUAUAUUAUAUAUAUAUAUAUUUUUAUGCAAAUAUUAAACAUCUUUGAUCUGGUUGUCACACUGCAUUUACAAGUUCAGUACUGUACUUUAUUUAAAUGGAAUCACUUUACAUUGGAACAAUACCUAUUCACUUUCAUUUCCUCUCCCAAAAGACCAGCAGGGGGAAAAUGAAACCUCUGCUGUUGUUUUCACUUCAGUGCCAUCCCUGAAGGUGUUAGAUUUUUGUUGGGCUUUGAAACCCCAAUAACUCAAUGACACUUGACUCUGAUAUUUUGCUAUUUUUUACUGAGGGGGGGGGGAAAAAAAAGAAAAGGGAAUUCAGGGUUUUGAGAGAAAACUGUGCAUCUUUGCAUGGUCUCGUGUGUGUGGAGGCAGGAGCUAGAGAGAACAGGGCUCGUGUCCCGGCUGUGUUUUCCCUACGGAGCUACUAAGGUACAUCUAUUUUUGUCGCGCUUUGUACUUUUAACUCUGAAGGCAAUCUAGCGGGAACCUGAUUUGUUUACAGAAGCACCUUCCCUGUGAAUUCUUCAGGAAAUGUACAAUCUGUUUCAUUGCCCUUUGCUGUGUUUGCUCGGAGACCUUGUCCCCGCCAACCCUUCCUCCCCCCUGAGGCCUUCCUCCUCUCUGAGGCCAGAGCAGGGCCCGUGUUACAGGGGCCGGUGUCGGCUGGCAGAGCUGGAAGGUGCUGGCCAAAGCGUUGCACUGCCGGCAGCUCAGGGAAGGUUCCUAGCGGAAGCACGGGGAGGGCUGGGGAAAUAGGAUCAGCUGGUAAUGUGGUAUGUCUUCUCUCGCCGCAGCUAUUUGCAGCAAAUAAAUGAGUCAUCUGCUCUUCUGAGGGGGGCUGAGAAUCUAUAGCUGUGCCACAACGACAGAAUGCUGAUAGUACAUGACAAAAUGUAUUUUUCCAUCGAAGGACCCUUUUUCCAUUGCUUAGAAGAAAGUUUUGAUUUACUUCCUCUCCGCUCAAAUUUUAUUGUGUUUUUAUGAUUGACAGCAGCUAGUUACCUUAUAGUGCAUGCAGCAGGGCUCUGAGCUAAACUGCACCUUUCAGCGUUUGCAUUUUGAUACAUAUAUAAUAUGUUUUUAUAUAUAUUAUAUAGGUAUUCUGGAUCUGUUUUGCAUAUGUUAAUGAGCAAGUGGUGGAACUGGUGGAGCUUUGUUGUAACUGUGAUGGGAGUUUAAAAGGUGCCUGGUGUUAGAGGUGGGAAGAAGGUGUGAGCUCAGGCCAAGAAUUAAAUAAGAACCCCUUUUCAAAGCUGGUUUAUUCCUGCGGUUUGCACACCUUCCUCUCCAUAAAGUCUGACUUUUUAAAACUGUUUCCCCCUCCCGCCCUUCGUUACACUGAUACUUUUAAAGUUAACAACCACAUUCUUGCUUUGUAGACUUCAUUUUUCUCAUCCAAUCAGCUGCAAGGCUACAACUUGCUGCAAGAGACAGUGUCCCUUUUAAAGCGCUGAACUGAUUAAAAACAUUGACCUGAUUACAGUAAAACUGUUUGUGCUGCAGCUGAAUUUAUUGCUAACCGAGAGGGAGCUAAACUUGGUUCAGUAGAGCUAUCGCGAAACAACUGAGAGCUUUGAAAUUGGAUUUUUUUUCUUAGAUGUAGCUGUCUCCCCAGUGCAAGAACACUUCCUCCAAAAAUAGAAGGGCAGUUAAACGACCAAAAAGAUGAUAUUUUUAUAGUUUUAUUGCACUUACUGAAAAUAUUUUUGUUUUGUCUUGCACAAAGGCCUUCAUACAAAUCUUUGAAACACCUCUUACUUAGUGCUUGGUUUGCAUUGUGUGAGAAGCUCCUACCAGUUUCAAAAAAAGCUUUUUUUUUUUUUUUUUUUUUUUAAUUGAGAAAAUGAAGUGUGUUAGAUAAAACUGCACAGAAAAGGAAAAACUGUAAUUGCCUAUUCAGCUCUAUUUGAAUAUAUUCUUUUGUAUGGUUUUCUUUAUGCAGAGAGUUUCCUUUGCGAGAACGAAAAUCAGUGUACUGUUUUGCUGUUGUAAUAAUGGUUUGCUAACAAAAUAAAUAGUUUAAAAAAAAAAAAAAAAGCCUGCAAAUUUCAAGACAGCUUGGCUGAAGCACUGCAGGCUCCUGCAGUCCGUAGGAGUCUGUGCAGAUUUGCUUUCCCUCAGAUUUCCAUACAACUGUUGCCUUCUGCAAGGCAUCCUGUUGCAGCAAACUGCUCCUUGGAUUGCUCUUUUGGAACAUUUUGACUAUAGGCGUUGUCAGAGAAAGAAAAAGAGCUGAUGGGAAACAGACUCUGGAGGGAACAGAUUGUGAAUUUUGUUUACAGCAUCCAAUAUUUGGAUUUUUUUUUGUAAAUAAAAAGAAGUUAUUUUUUUCUAUUGA
Messenger RNA from Lagopus leucura (white-tailed ptarmigan), 5338 nucleotides. It is a transcript of the gene TENT5A, whose product is annotated as terminal nucleotidyltransferase 5A. Lineage: Eukaryota; Metazoa; Chordata; Aves; Galliformes; Phasianidae. The coding region runs from base 43 to 1245 and encodes 400 amino acids. The transcript is spliced from 2 exons. The record is from RefSeq and is a predicted model, not a curated record. Gene Ontology annotation, molecular function: poly(A) RNA polymerase activity; RNA binding. Gene Ontology annotation, biological process: mRNA stabilization.